Molecule: messenger RNA, 1064 nt
Organism: Zonotrichia albicollis (white-throated sparrow)
Lineage: Eukaryota; Metazoa; Chordata; Aves; Passeriformes; Passerellidae
Source: RefSeq, a predicted model, not a curated record
UGAAAGCCACUAUGCCCAUCUGGGUGGUUCUGCUGUCCCGGAUCAUCAUGAAGGAGAAGCAGACGACGAAGGUGUACCUGUCCCUGAUCCCCAUCAUCACUGGGGUCCUGCUGGCCACGGUCACAGAGCUGUCCUUUGACAUGUGGGGACUCAUCAGUGCCCUCGCUGCUACGCUGUGCUUUUCUCUUCAGAACAUCUUCUCAAAGAAGGUGUUGAGGGAUUCCAGAAUUCAUCACCUUCGCUUGCUGAACAUCCUUGGCUGCCACGCUGUGUUCUUCAUGAUCCCAACCUGGGUCCUGGUGGAUCUUUCUUCCUUCUUGGUAGAGAAUGACUUGAGCUCCAUGUCCCAUUGGUCCUGGACCUUGAUGCUGCUUAUAAUCAGUGGAUUCUGUAAUUUUGCCCAGAAUGUGAUUGCCUUCAGCAUCCUGAACCUGAUCAGCCCCCUGAGUUACUCGGUGGCCAAUGCCACCAAGAGGAUCAUGGUGAUCACCGUGUCCCUGAUCAUGCUGCGCAACCCCGUCACCAGCACCAACGUGCUGGGCAUGAUGACAGCCAUCCUGGGGGUCUUCCUCUACAACAAGACAAAAUACGAUGCAAACCAAGAGGCAAAGAAGCAGCAGCUUCUCCCAGUGACCACUGGAGACCUGGUGAGCUUGGAGAGGCACCGAAACGCUGCUGAGAAAUCCCAGAAUGGACUCGCAGCCUUCGGCCAGCACGGGGACUUCCUGCGCAGCAACGCCCUCACAGAGCACUUCCAGUUCAGCAGGCAGAGCUACCCCACAGCCUACAACCUCAACAGGUUUGACAUUUAGCACCUCCUGGCACACAGGUACAGACUGUGACAUCAAAGUGUCCCCAGCAUUAUCAGAACACUUCCAGUACAUCCAUGAAUGUCACGGAGCCAUUGGGGUGUGCAGCUUUGCAGGGCAGGGCAGGGGAGCGGUGCAGGAGCUGCUGGGCUGAGCUUUAAACCUGGGACAGCCAGACCUGGAACAGCUUUAAAGCAGACCUGGAACAGCUUUAAACCUGGGACAGCCAGACCUGGAACAGCUUUAAAGCAGAGC